Molecule: messenger RNA, 1644 nt
Organism: Stegodyphus dumicola
Lineage: Eukaryota; Metazoa; Arthropoda; Arachnida; Araneae; Eresidae
Source: RefSeq, a predicted model, not a curated record
UUUGAAAUCGCAACACCAUGUUCAUAUUGAAAUUUUCGUACUAUGUUUUUAAUCCAUUGAAUCAUUUAUUUAAAUAUGUAUAUGGAUGUUUUUUGAUCAAAUAAGAACACUUCAAAGUUAUGUUCUUCAGGUAGCUUCAAGUAUAUGUAUAUUAAGUUUUUCAAAAUUGCAUAUUUUAUGAGAUGCAUUCCUGUUUUUGUAAAUAACAUAUGCAAUUGCAUAUGAUUUGUGGUAAUUUAUGCAUAUGUUAGAAAACUGAAAAUUUAUUCUGUAUUUUGUUAGCGUAUUUUGUAAUCAAAAUUUUCAAUUUAAGAAUAUUGAAUUGAAGUAUGAUUUUUAAUGCAUUUUAUUUAGGGAAAAUUUAAGAGGGGAAAGAAAAAAAAACGACUUUUAAUUUUCAUUUUAUUAUAUGAUUUUUUAAAGCAUUGCUUAAAUUUUAGCAAAUACAUUAUGGCUUCAACUGCAAAUUUAAAUAAUGUUCCUGGUGCAAAACCAUGCAAUAUUUGUGAACACUGCCGGAAAUAUUACCUUGGACUAAAGCCGCAUGAAUUAUAUGCACAGUGUGUGGAACGUCCAUUUAUGUGCACGUACUGUGACAAGACAUUUACUCGCAAGGACAAACUCAGUGACCAUAUAAAAAUGCACACAGGCGAGCGUCCUCAUGUAUGCACUCAUUGUGGGAAAAGUUUCACUCGUAAGGAUAAGCUUACUGUUCAUAUCCGCAUCCACACUGGCGAGAGACCUUAUAUAUGCCCACACUGUAGCAAAGGUUUUGCACGGAAAGAGAAAUUAGGUGCCCACAUGUGUAUACAUACUGGCCAACAUCCUUAUCAUUGUCCUCAUUGUGGGAAAGGCUUUGCAUGGAGAGAUAAAUUGGUGAAUCACAUACGUAUUCACACUGGCGAACGACCAUUUGUUUGUAAACAAUGUGGAAAAGCUUUUGCACAAAAUGAUAAGUUGACAACACAUAUACGUAUACAUACUGGUGAACGCCCAUUCGUUUGUAAGCACUGUGGUAAAGCUUUUGCUAGAAAUGACAAAUUAACUGUUCAUGUGAGGAUUCACACUGGCGAGCGUCCAUUUGUGUGUAAGCAUUGUGGUAAGGCCUUUGCUAGAAAAGAUAAAUUAACAGCCCAUAUACGAAUGCAUACUGGUGAACGUCCUUUUGUGUGCAAUCAUUGUGGUAAGGCAUUUGAUUUAAAAGGAAAGUUGAAUGCUCACGUGAAUAUCCAUACGGGUAAACAUCCAUUUGUGUGCAAUCAUUGUGGUAUAGGCUUUGACCGCAAAGAAAAGUUAAAUUCUCAUCUAUUAUUGCACUUAGGAAGUAAUCCCUGUGAAACACUUAUUGUUAAUCCUCUCAUUGCGAAACCAUUGUAAAGAAAUGAUUUUUAGUUUGUCAGUAUAUAAAUUUAUUGUAUUUCCCCCUUCCUUGUGGUUGAGAACUCUUGUUAUUCAAAUGCAGUGUGCAUUUUGCCAUGUUCUUUUAGCUGUGAUCAAAAUAGAUUCGCUUUGGUUGGUAGUUACGUUUGUGUGAGCUUCUUUGGAGUUUAUCUGUAAACAAAAUGUAAAUAAUUAUUAAGAUCAAAAGCUGAUUCUUGCAUUUUUAUGUAGAUAAAUGCAAUAAAGUUCAGUAAAAUUUUGAAA